UGAGUCUGUGUGUGUGUGUGUGUGGUCCCCUCCAUUUGGUCUUCGCUGAUUCUGUAUUAGUGUGGCCGUGUCCCCCAUGAAUCACACUCCGCCGGUAACACUGGCUUUCCCCUCCCGCAGGCACUAUGGAAAGAAGCACAACGGCACCCCCUGUUCAGCUUCCUGGGGGACAUGGAGUCCCACAUGUUCGAGUGCGUGAACCAGUCGGCGGUGCAUGAGGAGCUGGAGGACGAGACGCAGCGGCUCUGUGAUGUGCGGCCCUUCCUGCCAGUGCUGCGGCUCGUUCCCCGCAACUGCGGCCGCGCCGAGCGCCUCGACUCCAAGAUCGGCGUGCUUAUCGGCAAAGGUCUCCAUGAGCUCGAUGCUCUCCAGGAUCAGGAAGUGAAGGACUUCCGCUCCAAGAUGUUCCGCAUCAGCGAGGAGAAGAUGCAGCGCGUGCAGAUGAUGACCUGGAUGGAGUGGCUGGAGAGCUGCUUCUCUCCGCAGGUGGAGGUGGGAGCCAUUGACGGCCUGCAGGAGAAGCUGUUCGAAGGGGCCCUCAAGGUCACCAUGCACUUCAGCCAGUCCCAGGACACAGCCAGCCUGAAGGUCUCCCCGGCCAUCACCCCCCGUGAGCUGAGGGAGCAGGCCCUCAGGAAAUGGCUGACCACCCACAGCAGUUCGGAGGAGGUGCAGGAGGAGGUGCGCUGGGAUGACUAUGUGCUCCGCAUCAGCGGGAAGCUGGAGUUCCUCACCGGAGAACAUUCCCUCAUCCAUUUCAAGUAUAUUCGGACCUGUGUCAUGGCCACGGAGAGCCCCCACCUGACCGUGGUACACUGCAGCGCCAUCCAAUCCAUGUUUGAGAAGGAGAUCACCGCUAUCGGUGCCGUGGUCAACCGCAAGACAUCCAACCCGCCGGUGCCCCUGCCCCCCAAGCGGCGGGGCCCCUCCAUGCACACGUGUGUCUGGGACAUCCACACCCCAUUUAGGAUCACUUUGGUCAAAGGAGCCAAGGUUAAUGCCGAGGAGACGACCAAGGUCCAGGUGCGGGCGGGGCUCUUCCAUGGCACAGAGCUGCUAUGCAAGCCCGCCGUGAGCUCGGAGACCAGCGGCCGCAGCGAGCACACCUGGGGCCAGUCGCUGGACUUUGACAUCAAUGUCGGCGACCUCCCGCGCAUGGCCCGCCUCUGCUUUGCCAUCUACGCCGUCAUGGACAAGGUCAAGAAGCAGAAGUCCACCAAGAGCCCCCACAUCAACAAGUACCAGACCAUCCGCAAGGCCGGGAAAGUGCACUACCCGAUAGCCUGGGUCAACACCAUGGUGUUUGACUACAGAGGACACCUGAAAACCGGUGAAGUCGUCCUCCACUGCUGGUCCUCCUUCCCUGAUGAACUUGAAGAGAUGCUGAACCCAAUAGGCACGAUCCAGACCAACCCAUACACAGAGAACGCCACUGCUUUGCACGUACAGUUCCCAGAGUACCACGCCUACCCCAUCGUCUUCCCCGCCUUCGAUAAGAUCCUGGAAAAGGCAGCUGAGAUCGCCCGUGGCAGUGACUGCAUGCCCAUGGUGGGCCGGGGAGGCAAGAAGUUCCACAGUGAGCUGAAGGAGAUCAUGGAGAGGGACCCGCUCUCGCAGCUUUAUGAGAACGAGAAGGAUCUUAUCUGGACACUACGAUACGACUGCAGGGAGAACUUCCCCCAAUCGCUGCCCAAGCUCCUGCUGUCGGUCAAGUGGAGCAAGCAUGAGGACAUGGCGCAGCUCCAGGCCCUGCUGCAGAUCUGGCCCAAACUGAGCCCGCGGGAUGCCCUGGAGCUGCUGGACUUCAACUACCCGGACCAGUAUGUGCGGGAGUACGCUGUGCGCUGCCUGUGCGACAUGAGCGACGACGAGCUGUCGCAAUACCUGCUGCAGCUGGUGCAGGUGCUGCGGUACGAGCCGUAUUACGACUGUGCGCUGUCGCGCUUCCUGCUGGAGCGUGCCCAGGCCAACCGCAGCAUCGGCCACUUCCUCUUCUGGCAUCUAAGGUCAGAGAUGCACAUGCCAGCUGUGUCUGUGCAGUUUGCUCUGAUCCUCGAAGCCUACUGCCGAGGCAGCAUCCCUCACAUCGAGAUCCUGAAAAAGCAGGUGGAGGCCCUGAACAAACUGAAGGCUGUGAACGAGCUCAUCAAGCUGGGCACCAUCAAGAACGUGCGCAAAGCCAAGGAGGCCAUGCUGAGCAAGGAGGCUAUGCUAACAUGCCUGCGGCAGACGGGCUACGCAGAGACGCUGUCGGACCUGCAGUCACCACUCAACCCCCAAGUGCUCCUGUCCGGGAUCAGUGUUGAAAAGUGCCGCUACAUGGACUCCAAGAUGAAGCCACUGUGGAUCGUCUACAACAACAAGCUUCUGGAUGGAGACACGCUGGGAAUCAUCUACAAAAAUGGGGAUGACCUGCGGCAGGACAUGCUCACCCUUCAGAUUCUGCGCCUGAUGGACCUUCUCUGGAAGGAGGCCAACCUGGACCUCAGAAUCGUGCCUUAUGGUUGCCUAGCGACAGGGGACCGCUCCGGGCUGAUCGAGGUAGUGUCGGCCGCAGAGACGAUCGCGAACAUCCAGCUGACUAACAGCAACGUGGCGGCCGCGGCGGCCUUCAACAAGGACGCCCUGCUCAACUGGCUUAAGGAGAAGAAUUCUGGGGAUGCCCUCGAUCGUGCCAUAGAGGAGUUCACGUUGUCCUGUGCUGGCUACUGCGUGGCCACGUACGUGCUGGGCAUUGGUGACCGGCACAGCGACAACAUCAUGGUGCGCAGCACAGGUCAGCUCUUUCACAUCGAUUUUGGACACAUCCUUGGGAACUUCAAAUCAAAGUUCGGGAUCAAGAGGGAGCGUGUUCCGUUCAUCCUCACGCACGACUUCAUCCAUGUCAUCCAGCAGGGCAAAACAGGCAACACAGAGAAGUUUGGCAGUUUCCGUCAGUAUUGUGAGGAAGCCUACCUGAUCUUACGCAAGAAUGGGAACCUCUUCAUCACCCUGUUUGCGCUGAUGCUGACGGCCGGCUUACCUGAGCUGACCUCGGUGAAAGACAUCCAGUACUUGAAGGACUCGCUGGCGCUGGGGAAGACUGACGAGGAAGCCCUCAAACAGUUCCGACAGAAGUUCGACGAGGCUCUGAGGGAGAGCUGGACCACCAAGGUCAACUGGAUGGCCCACAACGUGGCACAUACGUGGUCCUAGUGAGUGUGGAGGAAGGGACCUGGACAGCGGGGGCCCACACACCGGCAGGGGGGUGCCCCUGUUUUGUUGUCCUAAGCUACUCUGCUUCCUGAUGAAGCAACACGACCAAUAUGGUUUGUUUGUUUUUUUUUUGGGGUUUUUCCUUUUUGCUGUGACAUAUCUGUAUAUAGUGAGUAAUCAAUAUUGAACAAGUUGCUGAUUUUGCACGGUGGGGGGGGGGGCUGCUAGUACUCAUGUCAUGUUUGAGAGGCAUGCCUGGAGUGGGUGGGGCUGAGUGCAAGCCCCCCACCUGCACCAGGAGGUGAGCUACACUGUAUCCAUACGCCUCUGUUGAUGUCAGGCUUUGUUUUGAUCUUGAGCUGGAGUGAGGAACUGGAGGGGGAGUCUGUACACUGGAGGGCGCUGUGAUCGCCCCGAAGAGUUGCACCUGCACGGACUCAUUCACACCCUGAAGUGGGUUGGGGGGGAAUGGGAUAGUCCCUCCUUCAACCAGCCAUCCUCCCUCCAUCCACCACAGCACUGAUGGAUGUCACGCAGAUUGAGAGGAGAAAACUGCCACUGCCUGCAUCAAACGAUGCCAAAAUAUACAUGCGUGUGUUCUCUCACUUUCUAGUGGCGCCUCCUACUGGAUGACUAGGAAAAGGGGGCCUUGGGUUAUGCUGAAGUUGUGUGUGUGCGCGUGUGUGUGCGCGCGCGCGUGUGUGUGUGCGCGUGUGUGUGUGCGCGUGUGUGUGCGCGCGUGUGUGUGUGCGCGUGUGUGUGUGCGCGCGUGUGUGUGUGCGCGUGUGUGUGUGCGUGUGCGCGCGCGUGUUGUGUGAGUAUUAAUGCUGCAUGUGCCUCAGUGAUGGGACAGUCCAGAGCUGGGGUCCGGGCUCAGAUUGACAGCACCAAUCGAACCACUAAACACUGGAAAAUUAAACCACAGAGACACUGGGAUUCUGACUCUAAGAAUAAGCCGGAGUCGUCUGAUUUUUAUUGGUUUUAUUUAACUUGUUUGUGUUACAAAUGAAGGCUUUGAACGAAAGCAUUUCCAUCUUUUGAAGACUGACGAGAAAUGUUGAAAAUUUGAGCUACAGGGCAGAUCUGCCGCUGUGAAUCCCCUCGCCCCCCUCCCAGUGCCUGAGGACGGUGGGGAGCAGAAGACUAAUGUGUUGCGGGGGCGUGGCCUGGUGGGCGUGGCCCGAGGCUAUCGCGUGGGGGGGCCUCCAUCACCGUGAGCCUGUCCCCACCAUCAGGAAGCACUCAACACCCAGAGCCACGCUUGGGCAUGUGAUGUAACUGAAAAUGGCACAAGAACUCUGACCCGGGACCAACGUUCACAUUUUGUCAUUCUCUUGUUUUUUUUUUUUCUCUCAAAGGGGAAUGUGUGUCUUAAUAUCCGGAAAAGUGAGUCUUUUUUUUAUAUAUAUAUAUAUAUCUGCAGAUGUAGGCAGAGUCUGUUCUUUUUAACUGCCUGACAGAGAGCAUUAAGUCUUUUACUUUGAAUGUUUUGUUUCAAAGCUACGUUUUUAAGGUGCUCUCCCAACAUCUGCGUCUGACUUUGUGCAAUAUCCAUAAACACAUAUGAACCUGCAGAUUGCGAGUCUCCCUCUAAUGUUUUUAUUUGCCGAUGCUGCACCAGUAGCCUUGAAUUCUUUUAGACACUGAAUAUUUCUGAAUGUACAGGUUUUGUUCUGUAGAUGUUUCUCUCCCCCCCCCAUGGACUUAAAAUUAUAGGAAUUAAAGGUAUUUUACGUCUAAUACAGAUUUUUCAUUUUCCAUUUACAAUGGACUUGUUUUGUUGGGGGGGCAUUGGUGCAGUGCUUAGUGCUGUUACAUGGCUCGAAGUGUGUGGAGUCUGCAUGCUCUCCUCAUGCCUGCCUGGGGAUUCCUCUGGGCUCUCCGUCCCCUCCCCCAUGUCAAAAUAAAUUGCCCAUAGUUGUGAA
Paramormyrops kingsleyae is the source of this 5120-nucleotide messenger RNA. The record is from RefSeq and is a predicted model, not a curated record. NCBI's taxonomy places the organism in Eukaryota, Metazoa, Chordata, Actinopteri, Osteoglossiformes, Mormyridae.